This is a messenger RNA of Nicotiana attenuata, 1923 nucleotides long. RefSeq names its product 3-dehydroquinate synthase, chloroplastic. Gene Ontology annotation, molecular function: 3-dehydroquinate synthase activity. Gene Ontology annotation, cellular component: cytoplasm. The record is from RefSeq and is a predicted model, not a curated record. Bases 188 to 1516 code for a protein of 442 amino acids. The transcript is spliced from 8 exons. NCBI's taxonomy places the organism in Eukaryota, Viridiplantae, Streptophyta, Magnoliopsida, Solanales, Solanaceae. Gene Ontology annotation, biological process: aromatic amino acid biosynthetic process.
CUCAAAAAUCUUGCACCAGAAAAGCAUUUUCCAAAUUUCCACCUACCACGCCUUCCAUCGCUAUUCCCACCUAAACAAUCUUAUAAUCUUAUAACACUACGAAAUUGAAAGUCUCUUAACCACCAAACCAUCCACAAAUCGUCGACGCCACAACUUUUCUGCUUUCCCUCCGCCACACCAAACCUCCAUGGCGUCGUCUUUCUGCCCAAAACAGGCUUUAUCUUUCACCAGUUCAGCCCACCAACUUCAUCAAUCCAGAGCAAUUCCACGUGACAUCCACGUGCGUUUCCCUUCUUCCGGCUCUUUACCUUCUUCUUCCAGGUGUGGGGUGAAGUCGAGUGCCGCACGAUUUAAGGUGCUGGCAACUUCUGCGACGAAAGUGAUGGAUCAGUCGCCGAGUAAAGCGAGUUCUGAGGCUCCUACAGUUGUUGAAGUGGAUCUGGGUAAUCGGAGCUACCCGAUUUAUAUUGGGUCUGGACUUCUUGAUCAACCUGACCUCCUUCAAAGACAUAUUCAUGGGAAGAGAGUCCUUGUAGUUACUAACACUACAGUUGCCCCUCUAUAUCUUGAUAAAACUAUAAGUGCUUUGACAGACGGAAACCCUAAUGUUACUGUAGAAAGUGUCAUUUUGCCAGAUGGUGAGCAAUUUAAAAACAUGGAUACUCUAAUGAAAGUCUUUGAUAAAGCCAUCGAAUCAAGGCUGGACCGUCGUUGUACAUUCGUCGCCCUCGGUGGUGGAGUCAUAGGUGACAUGUGUGGAUAUGCUGCCGCUUCCUACCUGCGUGGAGUUAAUUUUAUUCAGAUUCCUACAACUGUUAUGGCACAGGUAGAUUCUUCAGUUGGAGGCAAAACUGGAAUAAACCAUCCGCUUGGUAAAAAUAUGAUUGGAGCAUUUUACCAACCACAGUGUGUGCUUGUAGACACGGACACCCUGGAUACUUUACCAGAUAGAGAAUUAGCAUCCGGCCUUGCAGAGGUGAUAAAAUAUGGACUCAUUAGAGACGCUGAGUUCUUUGAGUGGCAAGAGCAGAAUAUGCCAUUAUUAUUAGCAAGGGACCCCACUGCAUUUACCUAUGCUAUCAAGCGUUCCUGUGAAAACAAAGCAGAGGUUGUUUCUUUAGAUGAGAAGGAAAGCGGACUGAGGGCAACUUUGAACUUGGGUCAUACCUUUGGUCAUGCAGUUGAGACUGGCUUUGGCUAUGGGCAGUGGCUUCACGGAGAAGCAGUAGCUGCUGGAACGGUCAUGGCUGUUGACAUGUCACGCCGCCUUGGUUGGAUUGAUGAUUCACUGGUACAACGGGUGCAAAAUAUCUUACAACAGGCAAAGCUGCCAACUUCACCUCCAGAAACUAUGACUGUAGAGAUGUUCAAGUCUAUCAUGGCUGUUGAUAAAAAAGUGGCAGAUGGGAAGCUAAGACUCAUCCUUCUAAAAGGUCCGCUAGGUAACUGUGUCUUUACCGGUGAUUAUGACCAGAAGGCCCUCGAUGAAACACUGCGUGCAUUUUCCAAAUCUUAAACAGUCGUGGAUGUAACAUACAAGUAAAUGCUUGGUUAAAAAACGAAGCCAUAGUGAUCUGCUACAAACAACCCUUAGUCCUUUCUCUGAAAAGGUUGCUCAAGGUUGUAGGCAGCUCUGGUUUCGCUUGGAGGUAUGCGCAUGCCCUCCAUGAAAUACUAGAUGCCUUUUUGCUAGUUUUUACCCUUGGUUAGUGUAAUAUUUUGUCCGGCUUUCAAAUCUUUGUAUACAGCAUUUGUGUGUGUAUUUCUAUGCCGUCAUUUGUUCAUUAUACUUGUACGGCCUUAUCUUGUUGGAUACUGGCUUAAUAGCUUAAUAGUGGAGCCCCAUUAACUGUUGUACCAAGAAUAUUCAUAAUGGAUGAGUUGUCUCUUCAAUUAAUAUACUUGCUGAAUCAAAUUAUGCUC